This is a messenger RNA of Yarrowia lipolytica CLIB122, 1860 nucleotides long. RefSeq lists its product as uncharacterized. NCBI's taxonomy places the organism in Eukaryota, Fungi, Ascomycota, Dipodascomycetes, Dipodascales. Gene Ontology annotation, molecular function: translation initiation factor binding; inositol hexakisphosphate binding; phospholipid binding. Gene Ontology annotation, cellular component: nuclear pore cytoplasmic filaments; cytoplasm; nuclear pore. Gene Ontology annotation, biological process: poly(A)+ mRNA export from nucleus. The record is from RefSeq and is a predicted model, not a curated record.
AUGAAAUUCAGCCCAUUGAGACCGGCGGUGUUGACGCGGAUUCCGAAUUUCGAAGACGGAUACGACCCGCUAUGGGACGAUGAGGAGCUGUCGCAGGAAAUCAGUCAGUACGAGAUGUCUCUGGAGGAAGAAGGCACACCCAGUAAGCCUCCUCGGAAGACUCCUUCUCAGUCGAGAUUUGCAACGGAGUACAGUGCCUCGAACAGUCCGACUCGGCCGACGAAACCGGCAGUGUCAUCUCCUUUGAAGCAGGAGCACAGAGACGAGACUCAGGACGUCAAAGAAGACUCAUAUCGCUCUAUCCACGAUCUGUCUUGUGCAGAGUGGGAGGGUACAUUGAACCGGGUGUCACUUAUCCUUGAUCAAUGUCAUCUGAGUCCCGUUGGAAAUUUCAAGCGGGGUCAUAGACGGGGUUCCAGUGUUAACAGUGUGUCUCUGGGUUCCCCGGUCGACCCUGCGGCUGCCAUUGAUUGGGGAGCUCCUUUAGCUCAGGUCGAGAAGGAACUCCAACAUGUGGAGGACGUGUGGGCGUCUGAGGAGCUCAAACGACACAAUGACGUGGCUCGACGGGAGUCUGUGUUUAUGUCUCGGAUGGGAGACGAUCGGCUCAAGCAAUCUGAUGAGCUGGCCAAGAAGCGGGAAAAGAGAAACAGCGUGAUUGUGGGCGGGUUGGUUGAUCAAUGGGAGGCUGAGAGACGGGAAGAAGAGCGGCAAAGGCUGGAGGCCGAGAGGAAGGAGCGUGAGAGGAUUGAGCGUGAGAGAGUGGAGGCUGAGAGGAAGGAAAAAGAACGACUUGCGAAAGAGAAGGAGGAAGCUGAGAGACUCGAACAGGAACGACUUGCGAAAGAAAAGGCCGAAAAGGAGGCGGCCGAGAAAAAGAGAAUCGAAGCCGAACGUUUGGCCAAGGAAAAAGCAGAGAAGGAAGAAAAGGAACGUCUGGAAGCGGAAGAACAAGCCAGAAAGGACAAACUGGGCCAGUUUACAAACUGGAGAGCGGUCGAUAAGGAAUUCCUCCAGUGGAAGGCCAAAAUUGAACAAAUCAAGAAGGACAUCAAGGAACCGGUGGCCAACAAUGCCGAAGUCAAGAAAUUGUGCAAUAAAUGCAAGCGCCAAAUCAACCCCAAGUUCGGACAGCUCACGCCUUCAGUUACACACACAAAACAGAUCAGUGAAGACUUUGUACAGAUUUUCAAUGAGGCCAAGCAGCACAGUGAGCUCGUCUACCUCUGGCUCCUCAACUUCUUUGCCAAGAGCAUUGUUCGACAGGCUGAAAACGAAACCAUUGUCGCUCCUCAGAGUGCCCUUCCCUUAGGAAUGUUGGCCGCAAAGAUCAUGUCUGUGUUUCCGGAGCUCACCGAUCUCAUGGUUGCUCGGUUCGUCAAGAAAUGUCCCUUUGUGAUUGGCUUCACUUGUGACAUUGACACCGAGCAAGGACGAGAACGCAUGGCCUGGAGAAAGCCUGGAGGAAAGUGGGAAGACGAGACUGUGUACUCUGAGCGAAUGGGUGGAAUUGCUUCAGUGUAUGUUGCUAUCACCCAGAUCAGAUUUACUGCACCCGCCGAAAACCCCAGACCCAUUUCCUACAGCUGGACCAUGAUUGCUAGGUUGUUGAAUACGGAGACAGAGAAACUGACUAACACGCAUUUCACGGUUGCCGCUUCAUGGUGGGAGGUGAUUGCUGUGAGAUUCCUGGCCACGUACGGCAUACAGGGCAGAAAGAUGUUGCACGCUGCAUGGGAUCCUUGGACCGCUAGUUGCGGAGAUAAGAGGUUUCCUGCGGGUGCGAGACUGAGAUUGAUGGGUGAGGAGUGGCAGAAGACAGGUAAUGUGAAGGGACUUACGCCAAUGUCGAAGAAUUAA